UCUGUUGUUGUAUAUGGUCUAUCUGACUCUGUUGGAGCCUAUUUUGAAGAGAAGGCUGUUUGGCCAUUCACAGCUCAUUCAGAGUGACGACGAUGUUGGGGACCAGCAGCCCUUCGCCAACGCCCAUGACGUGCUUUCCCGUUCUCGCUCUCGCUCUAACAUGCUAAACAAAGUGGAGCACGCUCAGCAGCGCUGGAAGAGGCAGGUCCAAGAACAGCGCAAAUCCGUCUUCGACCGCCACGUGGUGCUUAGCUAGAAGCCUCCACAGUCUGGACUGUUAUCUAUGGGUUCUGGUACUGUGCAAACGGCGAGGUCUUUUCCACGAUGUCCGACCCAUCUCAUCGAUCUGCCCGAGCAACCCCCAGUGACUCCAGUGUGUUCGUUUCUUUUUGAUGUGUAGGUUUGUCGUCUUGACCGAUAUGUGCGACUAAACCUCGUUUAUUAUUAGAGUUUGCUUGAUACGGACGGUUUGCAUUAAUUAUCACUGUGUUUUUGCGUUUUGAAAUCACGCGCUCUGAAAUUGGGAAAGAAAAAAAUGUUUACUUCUAAUGCAGUCCAGUCACACUGAACUUGAUGUGGGGAUGGAAGUGCCAAUUUCCUCAUAAAAUUAGGGCGGUGCAUUUAUUCAUUAAACCUUUUUAUAGAAAUUUCAAAAUUGUAGCUGAACUCAAAACAUUAAUUUCCAGUCUUACUGUACAGUGUAAAACUAUCCCCUCUUCUUACUCUUUCUUACCUUGCAGUUUCCUCUCAACUAUUAUAUGUAAAUAAUAAGUGAAUGUGAUUCGUCAUUGUCUCCAAAUGAUGCACUGUUUGACUAACUUCUCGAUUCAGUUCUUCUCUAUUUUGGUGUAGAGUUAGAUGCAUUACAAUGUACAACAGUUCCUUUUUGUUGUUUUUUUGAAGGACAGUAUUCACGUGGUACAUGCUUUGAUGGUAUCAGAAUUAUAUUGUUUGUCAUUACUAUCUGUAUAUAUAUAAUAAUUAAAAAGUUCAGGUACACAAUGUAAAAGCAAAAGAGAGCUGGUUUAACCUGUUGAUUUAUAUUACAGUUUUGUUAAU
Molecule: messenger RNA, 1059 nt
Organism: Puntigrus tetrazona (Sumatra barb)
Lineage: Eukaryota; Metazoa; Chordata; Actinopteri; Cypriniformes; Cyprinidae
Product: transmembrane protein 9B-like
Exons: 2
Coding region: 14-256 (80 amino acids)
Biological process (GO): positive regulation of canonical NF-kappaB signal transduction
Cellular component (GO): lysosomal membrane
Source: RefSeq, a predicted model, not a curated record